Apaloderma vittatum (bar-tailed trogon) is the source of this 904-nucleotide messenger RNA. RefSeq names its product sperm associated antigen 16 (gene SPAG16). The transcript is spliced from 8 exons. Gene Ontology annotation, cellular component: axonemal central apparatus. The annotation marks the transcript as partial. NCBI's taxonomy places the organism in Eukaryota, Metazoa, Chordata, Aves, Trogoniformes, Trogonidae. Gene Ontology annotation, biological process: axoneme assembly. The record is from RefSeq and is a predicted model, not a curated record.
UUGGAACUCUUCACAUGCAUCAACUGUCUUGGCCUUAACAAAAUCUGCAGAAUUUACGAUCACAGAUGACUCUUCAGAUGAUUAUGAGUAUGAAGAGAUUUCAGCAGAUGAUGGAUUUAGUCUUCAGGAAGAUGAUGAGGAUCUGUCAAAGGCUUUGCAGACUGUACAAGAGCAGGCUGAAGAUGCCCGAAUUUUAGCUUUGCAAUCAGCCUUGACUUCUGAGAAAUCAGUGUCUGAAAUACCUGAAACAAUGGAUGACUUCUUCUGCAAUUUCCUGGUCAGAUUGGGAAUGUCCAGAACCCUUGACUGCUUUCAAUCCGAAUGGUAUGAACUCGUACAGAGAGGUGUGUUCACAGCCAAAGAUACUGAAUUGGUUCCAACUGUGUAUACUCACAAACAGCAACUUGAGGCUGAAAUUAUGCGUUUGAAGAAAGAUCUGGAAAACUAUAAACUUGCUGCAAACAAAGCAAAAGAGGCUUUUCUAAAAAUGCAGAAAGAACGGGACUUCCAUCGAAUGCAUCAUAAGCGAGUGGUCCAGGAGAAAAACAAGCUUAUUUGUGACAUUAAAAGACUGAAGGCACAUUAUGCAUCAUAUGAACCAGUGCUGAAGCAGAUGACGGAAAAAUACCAGACUACACUGAGACAGAGAAUGUUAACUAGUUUGGAGAGAGACAGAGCAGUUGGGCAGGUCACAGAUUUGCAAGCUACAUUACAAAGUUUAGAGUCUGCAUAUGCUAUUCAGAUUCCUGUGACAAAAGGCUGCGGAUGUCCAAGGAAGAAAGGGUUAGAAGGUCCCCAACAGAAAGCUUUUUGGGAAAGCAGAGAGCAAAAGGUCCUUGGUGCUGAAAACUCUUCGAAUGAUCCAGUCAAAGAUGCAGAGAAGAUAGGCAAGAGCUGUCCAAAG